AUGGCGAAUACCCUACAACGCACCCUACGCGCCACCAUGGUUCGUCGGUUCUCCACCGACGCAUUGGUCGAAAUCAAACCAGGCGAGAUCGGAAUGGUUUCUGGAAUUCCUGAAGAACACCGUCGUAGGAGGGUUGUAAUUUAUUCUCCUGCUAGAACUGCAUCUCAACAAGGAUCUGGGAAGGUUGGAAGAUGGAAGAUCAACUUCUUAUCAACCCAAAAGUGGGAAAAUCCACUGAUGGGCUGGACAUCCACUGGGGAUCCCUAUGCUCAUGUUGGUGAUUCUGCCUUGACUUUUGAUAGUGAAGCAGCAGCAAAAGCAUUUGCAGAGAAACAUUGUUGGGAAUAUUCGGUCAAGAAGCGCCACACACCAUUGCUGAAGGUUAAAUCAUAUGCGGACAACUUUAAAUGGAAGGGCUCACCCAAACCUGCUGAAGAGUGA
Molecule: messenger RNA, 441 nt
Organism: Sphenostylis stenocarpa
Lineage: Eukaryota; Viridiplantae; Streptophyta; Magnoliopsida; Fabales; Fabaceae
Source: the annotation of a GenBank genome assembly